AGGACAAGGUGACGGCGCGGGGCCCGCGCUCAGUCUCUGCCGCAGCGGCUCCAUCUUGCGAGGUCGCCAUGUUCUCGUCCAUCGCGCCGCUCGCGCGGCACAACCCGUUCUACGCGCCGCACUUCCAGCUGGUGCAGGACGGCGUGAGAAAGCGCACAGCCGAGCCCGCGGAGGUCCCCGCCACGCGGCGGAGCCUGGCGGCCGCGUCCGCCGACGAAGAAUACAGUUGUGAAUAUGGCUCGCUCAAGUUUUAUGCUCUCUGUGGCGUUGGUGGGGUCCUCAGUUGUGGCCUGACACACACUGGUGUUGUACCUCUGGAUUUAGUGAAAUGCCGUAUGCAGGUGGAUCCACAAAAAUACAAGAGCAUCUUCAAUGGAUUUUCAGUGACAAUCAAUGAAGAUGGUGUUCGUGGCUUGGCUAAGGGAUGGGCUCCAACCUUCAUUGGCUAUUCCAUGCAAGGGCUUUGUAAAUUUGGUUUCUAUGAAGUUUUCAAAAUCCUGUAUGGCAACAUGCUGGGAGAGGAAAAUGCCUAUUUGUGGCGUACUUCGCUGUAUUUAGCUGCAUCUGCCAGUGCAGAGUUUUUUGCUGACAUUGCUCUGGCUCCAAUGGAAGCUGCUAAAGUUCGUAUUCAGACACAGCCUGGAUAUGCAAACACUCUACGGCAGGCUUUACCCAAAAUGUUUGCAGAAGAAGGCAUCUGGGCUUUCUAUAAAGGUGUUGCUCCACUAUGGAUGAGACAGAUUCCAUACACAAUGAUGAAAUUUGCCUGCUUUGAACGUACUGUUGAAGCUCUCUACAAGUACGUUGUUCCCAAGCCAAGAAGUGAAUGCACAAAAGGAGAACAGCUGGUAGUCACAUUUGUUGCAGGCUAUAUUGCUGGUGUGUUCUGUGCAAUUGUUUCCCAUCCUGCUGACUCUGUGGUGUCUGUGUUGAACAAAGAAAAGGGCAGCUCAGCUUCACAGGUCCUUAUGAGGCUUGGAUUCAAAGGUGUAUGGAAAGGUCUGUUUGCUCGUAUCAUUAUGAUUGGUACCCUGACUGCACUACAGUGGUUCAUCUACGAUUCUGUCAAGGUUUAUUUCAGACUUCCUCGCCCACCUCCACCUGAAAUGCCAGAAUCUCUGAAGAAGAAGCUUGGUCUAGCUGAAUAGACAACUCAUUGACUGACUGCUGGCUGUCCCAGUGAUGAGUUUCAUGAAACUUUUAUAUAUUUGACUAUGUAGAAAACAAACUCUAUACAAUGUCAUUAUUGGUUGUGCCCUCAUCUCACAUGAGGGUUUAAAUUCUACCACUGUCAUUGCCUGAAAUAAAUGAGAAACAGAG
Molecule: messenger RNA, 1320 nt
Organism: Cinclus cinclus
Lineage: Eukaryota; Metazoa; Chordata; Aves; Passeriformes; Cinclidae
Gene: SLC25A3
Product: solute carrier family 25 member 3
Exons: 8
Coding region: 69-1148 (359 amino acids)
Biological process (GO): mitochondrial phosphate ion transmembrane transport
Cellular component (GO): mitochondrial inner membrane
Molecular function (GO): phosphate transmembrane transporter activity
Source: RefSeq, a predicted model, not a curated record